AUGGUCGACAUCGAGAACCAUUUCACAGUCUUUAUCCGCUUACCCUUCAACCGCGGCAACUUCGUUGAUCCGCCCCCGGUGGCUUGGUCAGCCGCCAAGGAGCGUGCUCUAUGGGAUAUUAUGUCUCGACAAGGCAAAGGAAAUGAAAUCGACUGGCGCUCUUUGUCGGAGAGAUUCGAAGUCACCCAGUCAUUCCUCCUCCAACAGGCCGCCUGGCUCUACGAGAGACAACUUUCCCAAGUUCGAGCCCAGAUGCGUCGGGUCGGAAAUAGGCAGUCUGCUACUCCAUCUCCUGCCCCUGGAUCAGUAUCAGCCAGCAUGGUGGGAGGCCAGGCCAUGAAACGAGCCGGAAGUGGUGGGUCACGUGUUCCCUCCCGCUUGUCCACCCAAGCACUGGGCAGUCCUGUUACUGCGGGAGGAGGAGCAGGAGGAGGAGACAGUACCCCUGGCACACCGGCUAAGAGCAGAACUUCCCUUCCAUUCCGAAGCUCUUCAGGCGCUGGAGGUGCCAUCACCUCUCAAACUAGAGCGGCUUCCGGUUCUUCGAGACCGCUUUCCCGACAGUCCUCGAAAGACGCAGACACGCCGGUGUACACCACGCGGUCUAGGCGCGGAAGCAUCCAACAUCAGCUGGCAAGAUCACCGGGUCAAGCAAGAAACGCCCAUCCUCAAUCCUCCGAUUCUGAAGAUGACAUGACUCAGUCUCGCAUCACGGCUCGUCGCCCAAACCCCUCCUCCAUCCACCGUCGAGCCCUUUCCUACCGCAAAGAUCACCAUGCUCAACGAGGGACCACCACGAAUCCGACCGAUCCCAAUCAGCCUCCAAAACAAGCCUCGGACGAAGAUGACGACGAUGAUGACUCGCCCUCCUUCCUCCCUUUUGCAGCACACAGUCCCACCCUUCCCGAAACCAAGGGCCGACCAUCCUCUUCGUCCCAACAAGACCCCGGUGCAACCUUACGAGGCGCCUUCAACUGCCAGCAAGGGGCACAGGCUCAAAAUCCAAGGCCCAACAUUCACCGCCGUGCAACAUCUGAACGCAUAUCAUCACCGACGGUUGAACCACCUACUCCCGUACAGACUCAAAGAACUCGGGAUCUCGCCUCAACAUCCCCUCAUUCCUCUCCCACGCACUCCUCUCAUCCAUCCAAUGCUACAAGACCCAACAGUACAAAUCAAGCACCGUCCACAGCUGCACGCUUCUCCACAUCGAACCCAUUAUCCCCUUCCCACCGCACCCUCCUGCCAUCUUCCCCACGUCGACAUCCCGGUCCGGGCUCCGAUACAUCUCCUAGCAUGGGCUCAUCAUUUUCGGACCUCGACGAUGCGAGCGUAACGCAGAGUGCCCUGGAAGAAGCCUUACUGAGUGGUAUGGGAAACACUACCAUGACGAUGCCUGGCGGAGGUGUGGCCGGGAGAGUCAGUGGGAUUAGCCAGGCGCUGAGGAGUCGGUAUUUCGAUGCGAGAGGCGAGGGUCACGGACAUGGGCAAAGAGGAGGAGGAGGCAUGGGAGGUGUUAGCGAGAGGUAG
Molecule: messenger RNA, 1530 nt
Organism: Rhinocladiella mackenziei CBS 650.93
Lineage: Eukaryota; Fungi; Ascomycota; Eurotiomycetes; Chaetothyriales; Herpotrichiellaceae
Exons: 1
Coding region: 1-1530 (509 amino acids)
Biological process (GO): autophagosome assembly
Cellular component (GO): phagophore assembly site
Source: RefSeq, a predicted model, not a curated record